GGGGCGUGGGCUUGGCUGUUUGCACCUGUUGGGGACGGGCUUUUCGGAAACACUUCGCUGGUGGCGGGAACCGGAUCAGCAGCCGAAAACGGGGAAGGGUACUCAUACACUUGUUUUCAUCCACGGCUAAAUUCAGGUUCUCUUGAGAAACUUGCAGGGUCCUUUUUGGUUCAGCACUCGCGGCGCGUGUGCAGUACCAAGAUGUCUUCUGACACUGACGGUACCUUCAGCGCCUCACAGAUUCCAGCUUCGGAACAAGAGGCUCUGGUUCGACCAAAACCAUUGUUCUUGAAGUUAUUGAAGUUAGCUGGUGCACAGAAAGACGCAUUUACAAUGAAAGAGGUUUUAUUCUAUCUUGGCCAGUAUAUUAUGUCAAAACAGUUAUAUGACAAAAAGCAACAGCACAUUGUUUAUUGUUCAGAUGAUCUUCUUGGAGAUCUGUUUGGGGUACCAAGCUUCUCUGUGAAAGAACCUAGGAAAUUAUAUGCAAUGAUAUCUAGAAACUUGACAGCAGUGAAUCAACAGGAAUUUGCUAGCGCAAACACAUCUACAAAUGAAACCAGGCAUCUCCCUGAAAUUGGAAGUGAUGAAGAGGCAUCUAUGCAAGAAUUGCAAGAAGAGAAACCACCGAAUUUGAAUGCUACACCGACUACCUCAUUCAGAAGAACACAUAGUGAAACAGAAUUUACUAGCCGAAACACAUCUACAAAUGAAAUCGGGCAUCGCCUUGAAAUUGGAAGUGAUCAAGAGGAAUCUAUGCAAGAAGAGAGACCGCCAAAUUUGAAUGCUACCCCAACUACCUCACCCAGAAGAAUGCAUAGUGAAAUAGAAUUUGCUGGCCCAAACGCAUCUACAAAUGAAACCAGGAAUCUCCUUGAAAUUGGAAGUGAUCAAGAGGCAUCUAUGCAAGAAUUGCAAGAAGAGAAACCACCGAAUUUGAAUGCUACACUGACUACCUCACCCAGAAAAACACAUAGUGAAACAGAAUUUGCUAGCCCAAACACAUCUUCAAAUGAAACCAGGCGUCGCCUUGAAAUUGGAAGUGAAAAAGAGGAAUCUAUGCAACAAUUGCAAGAAGAGAGACCACCAAAUUUGAAUUCUAGACCAACUACCUCAUCCAGAAGAACACAUAGUGAAAUAGAAAAUUCGGAUGAACUGCCUGGUGAAAGAGACAGAAAACGGCAUAAGUCAGAUAGUAUGUCCCUUACAUUUGAUGAAAGCUGUGCUCUAUGUGUCUUAAGAGAGAUAUGCUGUGAACAAAACAUUACCAGUGACUCAACAGAAAUCCCUUCAAGUCCGGAUAUUGAUACUGGUAUAUUAAAUGAAGAUUCAGGAGAUUCAGUUUCAGACCAAUUUAGUGUUGAGUUUGAAGUUGAAUCUAAUGAUUCAGAAGAUUAUAGUCACAAUGAAGAAGGACAAGAACUCUCAGAUGAAGAUGAUGAGAUAUGCCAGAUCUAUCAGGUAGAGGAAAGUGAUACCGACUCAUUCGAUGAAGACCUUGAAAUAUCCUUAGUCGAUUAUUGGAAGUGUCCUUCCUGUGACAAAAUAAACCCUCCACUUCCACCACAUUGCCACAGAUGUUGGACUGCCCGAGAAAAUUGGCUUUCUGAGGAGAAAGGUGAAGUUUUGGAGAAAGGCACAAUAGAAAAUCCCACACAAGGGGAAGAAGAGGGCUUUGAUGUUCCAGAUUGUAAGAAAAAUAAAAUCAAUGACUCUCAAGAUUCAUGUGUUGAGGAAAGUGAUGAAAAGGUAGUACAGACAUCAGACUCCCAAGAGAGUGAGGAUUAUUCCCAGCCAUCAACAUCUAAAAGUAUCAUGUGUAGUAGUCAAGAAGAUGCUGGAGAAUUUGAGAGAAAAGAAGCACAAGACAAAGAAAAAAAUAUGGGAUGUUUUCUUCCCCUUAGCACAGUAGAGCCCUGUGUCAUCUGUCAGAGCCGACCUAAAAAUGGUUGCAUUGUCCAUGGAAGGACAGGACAUCUUAUGGCGUGUUUUACAUGUGCUAAGAAAUUGAAAAAGAGAAAUAAGCCUUGUCCAGUGUGCAGGCAGCCAAUUCAAAUGAUUGUGUUAACUUAUUUUCUCUAAAUGUGUUGUACUAAAGGUGGAACCGUAGAGUCCUGUACAUGAAACGCUCUUUUAAGAAUGUUCACACAUGGCUGUGAAAUUUUUUGGGAAUUUUAUUUUUGUGCCUUUUUUUCUGAGAAAAUGAGUAUUUUAGUUCUCUCUGGUGCAGUUUGCUUUUUGGAACGAAUUUUUUUAUUUUCCUUGAGGAAAAAAAAAUUUGGUUACUGGUCUUUUCCAGUUUUGUAUUAUUUUUAUUAGCAUUCAUUUGUAUUACUUACAGAGACAGCAGGGUAUAGUGGAUA
Molecule: messenger RNA, 2363 nt
Organism: Sarcophilus harrisii (Tasmanian devil)
Lineage: Eukaryota; Metazoa; Chordata; Mammalia; Dasyuromorphia; Dasyuridae
Product: E3 ubiquitin-protein ligase Mdm2-like
Exons: 17
Coding region: 202-2082 (626 amino acids)
Biological process (GO): negative regulation of apoptotic process; regulation of cell cycle
Cellular component (GO): nucleus
Molecular function (GO): ubiquitin protein ligase activity; identical protein binding
Source: RefSeq, a predicted model, not a curated record